GUUCUGUACUCGUCCCAGGCAACAGUGCCCGAGCGAAGCAGUGCGUGCUGGAACAUCGGCGUUCCCACACCAUAUCACCCCCACCCACCCCGAGCAGACACACGGGCCAGUGGACAGACAGACAGACAGGGCGGGACAGGGCGGGCAAGAAACGCGGACCCGUCCGAAGGAGUGCGCCCCGAAUACAAGUGAGUGAGUGUGGUGAGCAGAGUGUGCAGUGGAGCCGCGGACUCCAAAAAGGCAGCGAAAGUGCAGCAGAGUAAGAAGAAGAAGAAGAAGAAGAAGAAGAGGGGGGCUGAUGCAGCAAGGAUGUAUGUGCAGUGGUGAUGUAUUGCGUGUGUGCGUGUUUCGUUUCUGUUUGGAGUGUGAGUUGGUAAUUGUUUCUAGCGCCGAGGCACCAGUGAGAGAGCGUGUCCGUUGAUCUCGGAGCAGUGCAACCCGUCCGGUUCAUGCUGAUGGGGUCCGAUCGACCCGUAACCCGCUACAGACUGUACCCUACCCCCGUUGCGAUGUACUAAGGCGCUGCCUGAGUGUAUGUUAAGCGGUGUCGCUGUUACAGAUUCCUGAGCAAGGCGCGCGGUACCAGCGACGGGGACCACCAUUCCGGUACCGGCCACCGCCGGUAGCGUUGUGCAGCGACCGACCGCGUUCAGGCACGGGCGGUGCCGGUCGGUGUGGCCAGCCCGGGCCCGACCAGCCGACACGAUAAGCACCGAUAAGCAGCAGACGGCGGUGCGCAGACGCAGGCGACGCAAGAAAGCGCAAACACCGUAGGCCGAAGGGGGUUUCGGGGCACGCGAUGGGCCACGCACGGUGGCGCUACCGUGCACCGUCAUCGAGCCCCCGCCGGCCCCAGGAAAGGCGACAGGCUCGGCUGAGCGCAACAGUCCGGUUCGGCCCGCUGCCCGAGUAGCGGUGCUGACCCCUCCCCGUGUGCGUGUGUGUGUGUGUGUGUGUGCUGGUGGCGGAGAUUGUGUUACCACGGUAUCCGCCUGGGGAGCCUGGGUGACCGACCCCGGGAUCCACCGUGCGGCUGAGUGGACAAAAGCUUCCACACUGCUCGAGCUCGAGCGAUCGACGCCAAACGCGAAAGACAAUGGAGGCGUAACCUAAUCGGGCCAGCGAGUGAAAUCGAAAGUGUUUUGCUUUGUGUGUAUGAGUGUGUGCGUGUGUGCAGGUGUGUGUGUGUGUGUGCGCUCGAUGUGCAUUAGAAGUAAGGAACAGCAUCGAACCGGGCCCUCGGUCAUAUCGCCAAAUUGUAUAUGUGUGUGUGUAUGUGUGUUAGGUGUGCGUGUGUGUUUGUUCGCGUUUUUAAAUGUCGUUUGCUAUAAGUAACUGUAACAGUAAGACACAGUAAGACACAUACUACUGAACCACAGUACACCGCGGCUAGCCCAUCACUAGGGCCAAUAAUCAAAUCACACAAACACACACACAAUAAAUAUAUAAAUAUACGUAUAUACACACUCAAACGCAGCCACAAGCGUCACAGGCUACAAGCACACCAAAAGGCUCGUUAGCGCAGCGCCUCUCAGUCAGGCAGCGUGCGCCGAGCAGCAGUUUCGGAUAAAAACGGGUAAAAUUUUGUGUCUCCAGAGCGUCAAGCCGAGCGGGCCGUAGAGUUCGCUUACCUGCAUCCACGUACCACUCCUUCCUAACCGCGACCUCAGCACGAUCCUCGUGGACUGUUUCUCGCUCCGCAACCGACACCGGCACCGUCAAGCAAUAUAGCCAGCCAGGUGAAACAAAGUAACAAAAUCCACACACACACACACAAGGCCACACACGACGGUCAAACGCACGCACUCACUCACCUGCCGUGAGUGUUCCAAGCGAAGUCGGUUUGUCGUCUAACGCGUUGCGGAGGUUCGUGUUCGUGUCAUUCGUGGUGGUACGUGAAUGUGUAUGUGUGUGUGUGAGCGCGCGCGAGUAAAAAAGGUAGAGGAGAGUUCGCUCUAGCUAGGCAAGCGUUUGUGAAUUUUUGUAAGUAAUUGCUGCAACUGCUCGAAUCGAGGAGCCCGAAACUACCGGAACCUCGCUAAACCCGUCAUGCUAGAGAUAUUCGUGCAACAAUUGCAGCAGCAGCAGCAGUGUGUGUAUUUAGCGUACUCGAUAGGAGUGACACAGUAGAGAAACCAAAGAGGCAAAGACAGCAGAAGGUGCGAACAAGCGAACGAAUCGAAUCCAACCAUCGUUCAACCGAAGGGAGAGCGAAGAGCCGGCAACCCGACACACCGAGCGUUUUGGGAGGGGGGGGUGCGAAUGUGCGGCGGGCGGAGGGCACCGUAGCGAUUAUGGAUUUCGUCUCGUCGCCGCCGGGCAACAUCACGCAGGAGGACUUCCUCGCGAUCGUGGGAGCGAACGGCACUGUCGGCGGUGGCCCAACCAUGUUUAACGAUUCCCUGGCGGUGGCGGCGGCGGCUGCGGCAGCUGCCGCAGCAGCAGCCGGUGGUGUGGCCGGGCCCGGCGGUACCGCCGCCGGUGUCGGGCCGGGCGAGAACCUCACCAUCCUGCACGGUGCGUACCCGAGCGGGUACACGCUGCCCCACAUCAUCAUCGCCUCAAUAAUCGUGACAAUACUUAUGAUCGUCAUCGUCGUCGGCAACAUGCUCGUCAUCAUUGCGAUCGCGACCGAGAAGACGCUGAAAAACAUCCAGAACUGGUUCAUCGCGUCGCUCGCGGUCGCCGACUUCUUUCUCGGUCUCGUGAUCAUGCCGUUCUCGCUCGCGAACGAGCUGAUGGGGUACUGGAUCUUUGGCAACUGGUGGUGCGAUGUCCACUCCGCGAUGGACGUGCUGCUGUGCACCUCCUCCAUCAUGAACCUGUGCCUGAUCUCGCUCGACCGGUACUGGAGCAUCACCAAGGCGAUCGAGUAUCUCAAGUCGCGGACGCCGGCCCGGGCCGCGUUCAUGAUUGCCGCCGUCUGGAUCAUGUCCGCGCUCGUCUGCAUACCGCCGCUGCUCGGGUGGAAGGCACAGCGGCCGGAAGGGCACGUGGAGCUGCCCCAGUGUCAGCUGAGCCAAGACAUCGGGUACGUGCUGUACUCGGCGCUCGGAUCGUUCUACAUUCCGAGCUGCAUCAUGGUAUUCGUCUACAUCCGGAUCUACUUUGCGGCGAAGGCCCGGGCCCGGCGCGGUAUACGCAAGAAGCCGCUCAAGCCACCGAGCGAACAGGAUACGAGUUUUACGCGGAAUGCCGGUACCGUGCCGAUGCCCUCGCUACCCAGUGCCUCUAGCAAUAACAAUCAGUCGGCGGCGGCGGCGGCCCAUCAUCAGCAGCACCCGGUGCAGCUUUCCAGCGGGGCGCAGGGCGGUGGCAGCACGCAGAUCGCGACGAUCGAGCCGCCGCCGCGCGGCACCCCGAUGCCGAUCCCGGUCGUGACGUGCGAUUUCGCGUCGGACAUGUCGACGAGCGAGGCGGCCACGGCCGAGCAGGACCAGCACGGCCCAAUCUCGCCCGUCGCGCUCGAGCCGAAGGACACGCUCAAGGUGACGCAGCCGGCGCAGCAGGGCCGGAGCACGAACGGCAUCACGGCGGCGGGGGCGGCCACCGAACCGGUCGCCUCCCCGUCGUCGGCGGCCGCCCGCAGCCGGGCGCUGUCGGUCGGCAUCGACACCGACAUGGUGAGCGAGUUCGACCCGUCCAGCUCGGACUCGGGCGUGAUCAGCCGCUGUGCGGUGGUGAAGCCGCUCAAGUUUCGCCUCUGCCAGCCCAUCUUCGGCAAGGGCAAGGCGAAGGCGCGGCAGGCGAACGCGAAGGCCGCCGGCCACGGCGGGGCGCACGCGGGGCGGGGCAACGCGCCCAACUGCACGCAGCCGAUGCUGGCGGCGCCGGGCGGCCAGCAGGCGAUCUCGCAGCUGAUCGCGGCCAAGCAGACGGACAGCGCGUGCAGCGAGCUGGAGCCGGCCCUGCCCCCGAAACCGAAGCCGCGCGACCCGGAAAAGGAGAAGCGCCGGAUCGCGCGCAAGAAGGAGAAGCGGGCGACGCUCAUCCUCGGGCUGAUCAUGGGCAGCUUCAUCGCGUGCUGGCUGCCGUUCUUCUUCCUCUACAUCCUGGUGCCGGUCUGCCCGGACUGCCACAUCCCGGACAGCGCGUUCUCGCUCGCGUUCUGGCUCGGCUACAUGAACUCCGCGCUCAACCCGGCCAUCUACACCAUCUUCAACAAGGACUUUCGGCGCGCGUUCCGGCGCAUCCUGUUCAAGUGAUGUUUAGCGUACGUGUGCUGCUAUCGCUGCGUCUCCCGUAGCAUCGAGAAGGCUACGGAGCGGGCCAUUGGCGGCGCACAGCUCGGCGGCGGCUACCGGACCGGCGGCUACCUGCGAUGAUAAUACGCGCCGCUAGGUGGCGCACCCGCACCGCUGUUCCUACUACAGUCACCACCAUCGUCAUCACCAGCACCGGCGCCAGCGUACCGCGAGCCGGCCGGCACCGUCGCGCUGCUCGUCUUGGUGGCCGCCAUCGCCGUCGCCACCAUCGAGCCGUGCUGGAGGAGGCCCUGGAUGGUGCCGCGGGGGAUACCGGCGCGCGAAGGGUAUGCAACGCCGCCCAUCUUUCGGUAACACCAAUGCGAACAAGCAGAGAGCAAUAGCUGUAGAGAGAAGGAGAGAACACGAAAGAUUAAAAAUGUAAAGCAAAAAAAGCAACACAAAAACACUCACACACAUAUUUACUGCAUCUUCGAGUCAUCUUUGUACACUCUCACAAAACACACACACACACAUACACAUGCGUAUAGCUGUGUGCGUAUCAGAAUGAUUUGGAUGUAGUGUUUAGCAGUACUUUUCCCCACCAAUUACUCUCCCACCAAGCGUAAACAUGGCGAACGGACGUGCGAGCAUUGUGAAAAGCCGGAGAAGCAAACUACGAAAAUAAAUACUGCGGCAGAGGGAGAUGAGGCGAACAAACAGCAUCAAAUGAUCAAAGCAGACGACACGGAGAAGCUAUCCGGCAAUACUUAAACAAUUAUUCGCACGAAGCUGUGUACUUAUCUGCAAACCAAACCGUAGUGUGCGUAGCGUACUACCACUAUAUAUCUAGCUAAAAAUGCAAGGGACGGCCAGUUGGACACUAAACAAGUAAAAAUCGAGUUACGGGCAGCACGGCAAAGCAAACCAAAUCGCCCCCCAAAAGUAGGUGGUACUAUGAGUAGGAAAAAACAUAAAUAGACGUUAAGACAGUGGGUUUCUGCACAGCAUAGCACAGUGGGAAGGGACACAAGCGCAAAGCGUAGGGUACACAAUGCACAACCUUCCUUCCUGGAACAGCCGACACGUGUACAUAGUGCAGGCAAGAGGCGGUAUAACAAGAGCGAGCCGAACAAAAGCCCAGGAAUCCAGCAAUCAAAAAUCAAACCUCUUCUCGCAGUUGUGGCGCUCGGCAGCUGAGGUGAUGAGUGAACUGGGAGUGGUCGUUUGCUUCGCUCUCCGCGUCUUAAGCUCGGCGGCCGGCGGUGGGGCUUGCUGGCGGAACACGAAACCCGGUGACUAGUGGGUCUGGGACUUAGCUAACUAAUUUCAAACUAGUAAUUAUCAGCACACGUGCGGGCAGCGUAAAAAGGAUGGGUGAUACGAAACCGCUGAAAUUGCGCCGCGUAGAAAUAUUUAGCAAAACAAACAAAAAAAACGCCCCCACACAGAGCGAUGCAUUCGCCGGCUACACCAUUUGCAUUCAGAUUCGGGGGAAAAGUUGGGCGAGCGAAGGUUCAACCGGGAUGGGCAGGCAAAUUGGAACCAUGUUUGUCCUCGGGGCAGGCACCGGUUUUAAGCACCGUCAAACAAAUGCUAUUAGUUUAUUUGUGUUUAAAUAGCACACGCACACAAACGCAAAAAUGUCACUGUGUUUUUUUGUUCUUUUUAGAACCGAACCGAAACCACCCGCCCGCGGGAAGCGGAUCCGAGAGCGAUGGAAAUGUAAUGAAAAUUGCAGAAACAUUUAAUAACAAAAAAAACCUCUGCACGCAAAUUUUAAUUAUGCAUUCUAAAUCGCUCCCGCUCAAUGCGGUGCGUGCGAAUCCAAUUUACUUCUCGACGAUUUCAUUUUGCGAAAAAUGUUGCCACCAUUGCCACCACCACCCCCAAUCGAGCUGGAUGCAUUUGGGGAAAGCUGAGCGCUAGCUGCAGCGCAAGGGGGAAAGAAUGUACUAAAGGAAGGUGAAAGGAGGAAGCAACAACAACAACAAAAAACUUGUAAAAAUCAAUGACUAAUAGUUGGUAAAUACCGGUAUUAAACAGGGGGGUUGGGGGAGCGGAGACAGCACCUGCGGUGGCGGGGACCGCUUCCGGGCCCCGCCGCGCGUCCAAGUGCGAAGCUGCCAACCCCCUCGAUCGAACGUGAUGCGUCCGAAUCCUGUUUUUUUGUACAUAGCGGAAGCGGCCAGACAGAUUGAGGGAAACCACACACACACACACAGCAUAUUGCAACCCAGGCAGAGAACAAGACAAUGCACAUACAAACACACACAUACACACACCCACACAUGCGUACGGUAAAGCGAGUAGGACGGUGUGCGUGGUCGUUUCUCGAGGGUAAAGGAUGUUGCGUAAAGUUGUUUUAUAAAAACAAACGCGCCACUUGUGUCCUUGCCUGAGACGAUUCCGAUGCGCAACCAUGGAAGGGAAGGAAAGGGAACAGGAAGAGUUCGGUGGAGGGGGGGGGUUGUUUUGGGGUGCGGAGGACUGGCGAGGAUUGAGGGAGGCAGAGAGCGUGGCAAAGGCACGAAACUCGCUCGCUCUCACCCACAAGCAAUAACACUGUACCGGAGUACGGUACUCUUUACUGAUGCUUCCUUCUCAACCCGCCAUCCCCUUGACCACUACCCCUCACCCCUCUCAUGAGGCGAUUUUUUUUUCUCUCUCUCUCUCUCUUUCUAUCAUAAACUUCAAACUUCGCGCCCCCAGUAAACAGACGGUUUGAUGCGCUAAUCGCAAGGCGCAUGCUUGCAACGUUCAGGCUUAUUCUAGCUCUUUUGCUCGAUUUGGGUCGAGUAGAGAGAUUUGAAUCGAACUCACAAAAUCAUAAUUGUAGCCAAGAAGUAAGGAAUCUCCUUAUAAAAAUUGAAUUGAAAUGAUUUCUUCUUAUCUAACCUUCCCGCUAAACAUUGCAAGGGUUUCGAGUAGUAUCUUCUGUAAAUUCUAAAUAAUAACUGCUUGCCUUCACAAGCUGUUGUAAUCCCAAGUGACAUUUGCUCGCACUUGUUUGUCCUCAUCUGCUCGACUACUACUCGAAAUUACUGAUAUAGUGAAUUUGUGUGCCAGUAAAUUAGACUCUCUUCUAUGGAUGAACGAUAGCAUCUUGCUGAUUUAACAUUCAGAGCUUUACUUUUUGAUGUAAAAAGGAAGCACAUUUUGUGGGACGUUAUUUUCUGAAAAUUCGGUAUUUUUUAAAGUAUAAAAUGGCUAAAUGACGGACUAUAACGAAAGGAAACGUUAUUUUCCGGUAAAAUCAGAAAAAAAAAACAAACAAAAAAUUCACACCACAGUUGAUUUUAAAGAGCAUUUUUCUAUAUUCCCUUGAACUGGUGCAGUUUCAAGGAAGUUUAAGGUUCCAGUUUAAGGUGAAUUGAUCGAAUUCUCGAUAAUUCAUGCUCAAAAAUGUCAAAUUUCAAAGUGACAUUUGUUCUACAUUUUUAACCAUGAUUAAUUUGCUUGAAUAUUUGGAUAAAAAAGGAGGUACAUUUCGUACGGCGUUAUUUGGUGAAAAUUCGAUGGUUUUUUGUGUAAAAAAAAUUAUACGACCAGUAAUAAGCAUUGGAAACGUUGUUUCCCAAAGGAUAGAAAAGAAAGCAUCGAAAAAUACACUUCACAGUCGAUUUUAAAGGGCUUGUUUUAAAAGUCCCUUAAACUGGUGCAGUUUAAAGGAAGUCUGAGGUGCCAGUUUAAGGGAAAUAGCUCGAAACUCCGAUUUUAGAACUCGAAAAUGUCAGUUGGGUUGGGAUUUGUUCUUAGUUUUUAACCACGAUCUACUCGAAUGGUGCCCGAGAUACAUUUUUUUGGAUUUGUGCGUGAUAAAACGUGUAGCAAGCGUCAAAAUUCCCUUUGUGCGUGUGUAUAACCUUCUUGUAUCUGAUGAUAAUGGCGCUCAUUUCGUUUUUCAGAUUCAUUGGUUUGAAUAUUUGGCGAAAAAAGAAGCCACAUUUCGUGCGGCGUUAUUUUGUGAAAAUCAGGUGUUUGUUGGUAUAAAAUAACUAUACGAACAGUGGGAAACGUUAUUUCGCAAAGCACAGUGAAUAAAUCAAUGUAUAAAGCCACAUCGGAGUCGAUUUUAAAAGGUUUGUUUUAAAAGUCCGUGAAACUGGUGCAGUUUAAGGUAAAUAUCUCUAAAACCCCGAUUUUCUAAGUCGAAACGUCAAUUGAGAUGCGAUGGCGCGCGGGCUAUAAAGUUAUACGGAGUGUAAAGCCUCAUGCGAGCUCGACGACUGCUCGAAUUUUUUGGGGCAUAGUUUACUUCAUGUCUGCCAAAAAAAUUAAUUUCGAUCCAUUUUCUACUUUGGGUUUUGAUGUCGACAACGACAGGCUUGAAUUGACUCUAGAAUCGAAAGAACACGUAGACGUUUUAAUGGAUAAAUCUCUCUUGACGUUUGCAUAAACAAUGUUUUUUUUCGGCUUGUUGUAGAUAACAAAAAACAAGCAAAGAAAGACAAUUUCUUUCCAUGAACAUCCUUUGAAAGGUAGUUAUUUAAGCUUACUUGCAAAAAUAAAUCUACAACCUUGCGAACUGCCUUCUGUCAGUAGUCCGCAAGUUUCCCCAGGACGGACAAAGACAUCCGUAUUGGCAUGUUGUUAAAAUCUACCUUCGAUUUUUAUCACUUUUUCGCUAGUUUUCUGACAUCAAAAUUGUUGGAGUAGAGCUUUUGCAUCAUGUUAGGGCAGAAAAAUUCGAUGGACAACAGCUAGGAGAUGUCUAUAUCGGGAUGUCGGACUAGGAUGUGAUAUCAAAAUUCCUCCGAAAUUCACCUAAAAUGAUCGCAUUGAAUUUUACUGAUAUUUUUCUUCAUGUACCUCAGGUACUAUUUCACUGUUUGGUCGAUUGCAUCGACAUCCCCGGCCAGGAGAACUCAGCGAUAUAUCGACUUGUCCCUCGGUUUCCAUUUGCAGCAUCAUUUGGUGCUUCUUUUCGCUCAGGGUCGUCGGCCAUUUGGAACCGGGCGUUCUAUCGAUGCUCUUAGUGUUAUCUAAUAGUGCCAAGACGCUGUAGAUGCCGGAACAGGCUUACACGACGUCCACAAACUGCCGCACGGAGUCCGUUUUCAGCCCUGCGGGUUGCCAUUCUUUGAUCGCGCACGCUCCUGCACAAAGUUGCUUUACUAUUUUGGUCAUCACGGCGCGAGUUUGAGUGAUAGAGGUGUCAAAUAUUGUCUACUGACUCAUAGGAUACUAUUACCAGUGCAAUCAACGUUUUUUUUUUGUGCGGGUGAAGAUAAAAACAUGAAAAAUUGACAAUUAUUGUCCAUGUUUUUUAAUGCAAACGUUACUUGACACAUAUUCUAGGGACACCUCGAAACAGCAAUUAGCAAUAUUCAACUCGACAUGUCGAGACAUGUCGAUUGCAAGAAUAGGAUAAGCCUGAACGGUUUGUAACAAAUUAGCCAAAACUGAUCUGAAUAUUGUACCAAAAAAAAGUAAACAUAAUCAUACCAUUGCUCCCCGUGUGUACAAAAGUGGGUUCGCACUCAAUAGUCAAGGGCAUCGGGCGGCACAAACGAAACACUCGCCCGCUCGAGCAUGCAUGUGGGUGUGUGGCAACAGUUUACACGCAUAGAGUUGCACAGUAAUAACCACAACACAAACACAACAAACACACACACAUACAUAUAUAUAUACACAAGAUCGUCCACAGGGCGACUGGAUGUUUUUUAGGGUUAGGAAAUCUUGUGCUAAAGUGUAGAGCACACAAAACAAAACAAAACAGCACACCCGAAUCCUGGAAUGUGCUGUUAGCUAAAACUGUUUCAAAUUGUUUCAGAGCUCGUUUUUUAUUGUCAUUGUGUUUUUUUUUACCAUUAUUGUCAUAUUCUAAUAAAUGUUGAACCAAAAAUCGCGUCACGAACAAGAAUUGUCUGCAAAAGCGAAAAAGCAAAGCAAAAAAAAUUAAAUACAGUGGAACCAACCAUCCCUCUAAGUGUAAGGCAUUUUUAAACAAACAAACUAACAAAAAAAAGAACAGAUAAACAGCACGCGUGCAUCGGUGCAUCGGUGCACGAGUGCGCGAAUAAUGAAUGGGGGAACGUAAAGGAAUGUAGAAGAAAUGUAAAACCAACCAAGAAAAAAUAUUUAAAACAAAAAACAAACACACUCAAAAAAACCAAAUAAUUACGGUAGCUCGUAAGCCCCUGUGUGUAUCUUUGCGACAGUAUAGUAUAGUGAACUUAAAUACACACACACACACAGCCACACAGAAACACACAAAUCGUACUUGUAAGCAGAACACACUACAUUACUAUGUAUUGUCCAUCGGGCAUUGUCCAAUGGUACAAACAUGAUGAAAGCAAAUCAAGUGAAAUUAGAUGUUUUUUCGCGGAUCGCGCGCAGUGCGGUGAUGGUGGUGGACCCAAAUCAAACCCGAAAAAAGAACUAUAAUUAUAUAAAUAUACAUUUAAAAACUAUAUACAUAUAUACAUACAUAUAUAUACAUAUAUACAUAUAAAAAAAAGUCUAACACCACAAAACCAUUUGCUCGGCGCGAAGGGCUCCCCUGUAUUGGUAAGGUUCGCAAACUACCGUUAAUGGCAAAACAAACAAAAAAUAAUUCAAACAAACAAAAAACCCCUUUCAAGGAAACGAGCUGUAGGAAGUCUUCGCUAGUAUUAGUAUUGCAUCCCGCGUGCCCGUUUCUCCAUUUUGUAUAGGUAUGAAUGUGUGUGCUGUGUAAUAGGGGAAACCCCCGGGGGGGAGGGUGGGGGGGAACUAUGCCAAACGUAAGUAGGAACAGACAUACAUACAGACACCCUCCCCCCACUCCCCCCACCAGGAAAGGAAAGCAAUUCGAGCAGUGGAGUGCGGAAGACAGUGCGAACUAUCAGCAUCAGGCAGUUCGAUCGGCAAUUCGGGUGAUAAAUAGCGAAUAGCGAGAGACGGGAACGGGAGGUAAAAGGGGCGGGAGGGAAGGUUGCUAGCAGGAGAGAGAGAGAGAGAGAGAGAGAGAGAGAGAGAGAGAGAGAGAGCACACACCGGCACAGGCACACGCGUUGUUUUUAGUCAGCUGUGGUAAUUAUUCUAAAUAAUUCCUACGCCAGCUGCACAAAACCGAACGAAAUAGAGAGAGAGAGACAUUUCUUUUUUGUAUUAAAUUAUCACUUAUAAGUGUGUGUGUGUGUGUGUGAGAGAGAGAGAGAGACAGAGAGAGAGAGAUAGAGGGUAAAAUAUUUAACUGUGCUAAGUUGCUGGGUUGCAGCUUCACCCACAAGCAACAAUUACCGACAAUUAGCCGACAAUUUAUUAGUGUCUAUGUAUAGAAAUGAAUAAAAAAACAUCGUUAGCUAAAUUUAAUAAAUAAAUAAAAACACACACACACAUGAGCAAAUAGAAAAAUACAACUUUUAAAAAGUUACAUCAUCACACCGGAGAUAAGAAGCAGCGCAAUAGAAGAAGGGUAGAAAAAUAGGCGAAGAAAAGUCAUUCUAAUUCACGUUUUUAUGUCUGGAUCCAGUGCGCCAAGGGAGGGUUUUUUUUUAGCAAGCCAUGGCAUUGUUUCUAAUACUGCGUAUGUGCGGGUGUGUGUGUUUGUAUGUGUGUGUGGGAAGGUUAACAAAACCAAAUGGAAGCAAAACCAUCCCUCCCAAUCCCCCCGUUGCCCACACCCUUGCGCCUAGAGUGUAAGCAUAGAUGAAGGUGUUUUAUAGGUGUUUUUGUUUUUUUCUCUCUUAUUUUUUGUUUUACGUUCAAAAAGGACGAAAAGAAAAGAAAAAAACAAACAAAAUCAAUCAAUUGGUGUCUAGUAGUGUGUAACUUUUUGCUGGCUCGUCCCAGCCACCAUAGCCAUUUGCACGGAUAGCAAUAUAACACAAGAAUAUAGGAUAAUAAUAUAACAAAAUGAGAGCGAGAGGGGAGAGAGAGAGAGAGAGUGACCACAUAAAACUACAACCGUAACUGGGAAGCUGAAAAAUGUGCACAUCUUAGAUACGACAGUUAGCCAAAAACAAAACGCAACGAGCAAAUUGUGGGCUGAAGAGAUCGGCUGAGGACAACAUCGCAACAUUUGCAUAAAUUCAGUCAAAUGGUAUUAAACGUAUUAUUCAAGCGGUGUGUCAAAAAAGCGAGAGAGGGAGAGAGAGAGAGAUAGCACGCAAAACGAGGUUUCCGAUCGAUUAUUACAUUGUAAGCUAAGCUAGGUGUGGAUGUUCCCGUAAUUCUGAUCGUUUUUUGUACUUAGAAGAAAUCGUCUCAACAACCGUUAAUGACUACCCACCUCCCCCUUCUUUGUCACUACCAUCGAACCUAGGAAAGGAGGACGGGGCGGUUUAAGAGCAAAUACUAAACGCAAUACAAAACAAUACGUGCACAACGUGCAGCCGGGGGAAAGCAAAACAUCCAAAACCCUUCAAAACGACACGGCGACCACCACCACCACCACCAUUUUAGGAGCACCGUACCAAGCAAGCCUUCAUCGUACCUUUUUCUUCACAACCCACCCGUUUAUCUCGUUUUCCCGUUGCUCUGUACGGGUUUUGUGUUUUGAAUUAAAAGCAAAACAUUUUACUCUUUCCUUUAAAUAACAACAACAAAAAGCAGGCAAAUCACAAACACACAACCAAAACUAAAUCAACAACAACAUCCCACGAGAGACGAACACUAUUAGUGUGUGCAAAAAAUAAACGACAACAACUUGCUGGGAACAAACAAACAAAAAAGCGAUCGUAUCAAUGGCCUUCUAGUAGCCAGAUACAAAACUACAUUAUAUAUCAACCCCCAGAGCGUAUAAAACUGUUAAACAGUGCAAGAAGCUACGGAGUAUGAAUAAGUUGCGUGCGCUUUGUUUUAUGUUUUGUGAAAAUGGAAGCCUUGCUGUGACAAUUUGGCAGUACAUUUUAUGUUCAAAGUAUUUUCUGCCUUUUAAUACUGCUUCUUCCCAUCAUUUUGGUAAUGCACAGUUUUUUUGAUUGACAAACCAGGAUGGCUGUUAGGCCACUUUUCUUGCAACGAUCUCUUUUUUUUUACCUUAUUGCAAUUGGAGACUUGCUGGACAGCCACAUCAUGUUCCAUCGACUAGAACGGACUGGCUAAUAUGUGAAGGAUUAAUAUCUAGGCUGCACAGCGGGGAGAUACAACUUCCAUUUUCAGAGCUUUUUUUUUAACACUUUUUUAAAGAUCCCACAGAAGCAGUGGCUUUAACAAGUGAACUGAUGGGGUUCGUCGCUUGCUGACCAAUACCCACAUGAGACUCAGCGUUCCACCUUUCGGACAUUUUUUCUUGCUUUUAAGCGAUGGGAAAUCACUUGCUUGCUUGCUGUGUGUCAAAUAAGGGCCCUUCUGGAACGUUUGUCCAUAUUUUCAAUAGUGAAGCAGAGCUCCCCGGAUUUAAAAAAAAACACACACACACACACUUUUUAUUACAAAGUUACCGUCAGUGUCUUUUCUUUUUUUGUGCAUUCCACCAAAGUAAACACAAUCAUUGACGACACCUACACUAAAUGCGCUCGAACUUAUUUAUAGUCCAUAAAAAAAAAGCAAGACAAAAAAAUAAGCACACACAGUGGUGUACAAAAAAACUGCUAAAUAUUUUUUUCUAUACGGAGGUCGUGGGGGGGGAACGAACCUUCUCAUGUACAGAUGUCGCGAAAGAGUCAGUACUAAACACGGCACACCGACGCCCAUUUUCUUGCUGGGCGAGAGGGCCCCAAACGAAGCGAUUCAAGGGGUUGGGAAACGGAAGGGACGGAAAAAGGGAAUAAAAACACACACCACCCCUACCGCACCACUACCCACUACCCAGGUUCAGUUUAUGAGGCGGUCAGCGAAACGACCAGCGCCUCGGUAUGUUAAGCUGAGUGCGGGAUGGUGAACUUUUUGAUGGGUGAGCGAGGUGAUGAAAAGCCGGGCAGCUUCGCUGCUAUCCGGACGCUAAAACAUUCAGCCAAUAACGUGGUACUUCUGUGUGUCUGUGAGUGGAAUGGUGGCGGAAGGUGGGAAAACUAAUUUCGUGCGUUCUCCAACCCAUCUACCCACUCCAACACCAACGCCACUGGAGUUUUCCUUAAAGGGUGCUCAACCCACGGAGUAGGGAGCGACCGAGUGUCAAACCGCGCAGUGUACCGAAACCACAGCACCAGCUUUUGUCUGGGCAAGCCUGCACCUUCCACUACCAUCCCCCCCCCCCCCAUCACGCCAUCACGCCAUCACAAAUCAAACGAAAAGACAAACGCGGCGACAUGGCGGUCUGUGGGUCCGAGGCGGAAGCUUCGUUUGCCACAAAACGCUACCAGAUGACAUUCUACUACACACACACACACAUACACACACAUACACACAGAAUGAGAGAAUUGUGUUUCCAUUACAGCAAGGUUUUUGUUAGCUGUGUGCUGUGCAACACAAAAAAGCACCCCGGUCGGUUGGGUGAACGCUUUCAACUCGGUUCGCUAGCUCGGAAGAAUCAAAUUAAAAAUUUCAUUUUUCAUCACCCGUUCGCCCUCGGAACUGGAUUGUUGCAAUGAAGCUGGUGGUAGCUAGGGCACGAAAGAGUGCAAAAGAAAGAGAGAGAGAGAGAGAGAGAGCGAAUGAGAGAGGUAGUAACAAAACAAACAAAAAACAACAUCCAUUUUUGCGCGUGGUCAGGUCACGUCAAGAGUCGUAAUUCUAAUUUUAGUCUGCCCAGCAUCCACCGCAAGCGCACAUCUUGGGGGCCAGCUGGUGCGGGCGGGGCCAGGCAUUUAACCCAGCAUUAACUAAUCUACUGCUGACUAGGUACUAAGUUGCUCAAACCCAUUUUCUUGGCAUGCGUUCGAAGCAAAAUGGGAAAAUUUCUCCAUGAAGAAAAAAAGCUAAUUUCCACCGAAAGUACAGGCCACUGGCGCAUAGUGCAUACUUGCACUGGUGGCAUUGUUGGCGCGUCAAGCUGGCUGACACUGGCGAGUGGUUUUUUUUUUCUUCUCCCGAACACCGUGCACCCGUCAUGUGUGCUUACAAACAGCUGGUUGAUAAAUGCUUUCACUGCGCGAGCGAGCAUUUUGAGCGCCCCAUUUGCCGGAAUGCAUUCAACCGCACCCCUCCCUGCACGUGCCCUGCCACAUGCGAAUCAUUUUGAGCGAUUAGUCUAGAUUAAGACGUUGCUGAGGGCGCUCGUCUUGUGCGCUUGGGGCAGCACUUGAGGGUAUGGAAAGGAAAGUAGCACCACCCAAAAGUGGCUGUCACUUGUGAACCCCCGAAAUGAGAUUUAGCAACCCGUCACGUUUGGCCGGACGACAAAGACGCCGGAAAAGGGUGAGGGUUGCCCGAUCCGGACAAUAAAAGAUGAUGCCAAGCGCUGUCAGUUGGCCCCAAAAGCGGUGGUGCUGGAUAAAAGGUUGAGCAUGACGCACAGUAACUGACAGCCAGCACACCAAAAGUGCUUCUGAUUGGCUCCGUGGCGGUGCUUGUGGACAUGAGGGCAGGUGGUGGCAGAAAGCAGAUGGGGGGGAGUUUCUUCUUUCGCUCGGUCAAUCCUGUCGUGUGUGUGCCCGUGUGUGUGCCCGUGUGUGUGUGUGUGUGUUUAAUAUUUCUCCAGAAGUCGUCGGAGGUCCAGGUCCCAGGCGGCAAAUGCUGCGGCCCCUUCGAACAAGAAACCCUCCGCAAGGCUUCGCAAGUGGAUGCUUAAUUAAAAUUAUUUUAAUUAUCCGUUCCCCCGCCUUCCCAGUGUCUCUCUGUGUCCGUGGGUCCGUGUGUGAAAGUGUGUGUGAUAAAGUUAAUGUCACACCCACUGCCCACGAUGGAUUCGCUCCAAAGUUUUAUCGCCUUCCGCUUAAAGCGGACGGAAGAGUGGUGGUGAGGUUUUGCAUUUCCGAAUAACUUCUGCAAACGGCCCCGGACGGCCUUGAAUCACCACUAGCCCAUUAAUGACUUUUUUUUUGUUUUGUUUUGUUUGCUGCUGCUGCUGUUGCUCCAGCCUACGUAAUGGCCAGCAAAGCCACAACCGGGAUGGCCUGUCACUCUCACAUAUGCCUGUGUGCGACGAGGGGUUUGAAGGGCAGACCCAUUUCCCAUCCCGCACCCCUUGCCCCAGCUCGGGGACAACUAUAUUUAAUUGAAAAGACCAACAGCGUUACAGCUGUCAAGCCCCGUUUGCCAAAACUACUCACCUACCACCGACCAUUCUUUUAGUGGUGUGCUCUCUGGAGCGCUCCCGGCUAUUGUUAGUUCGAUUCCGACUCCGGCUGGAUCGGAACCACCAUAGUUCUGAGUCGGAGUCAUCUGGAGCCUUCCGGUGUCAUCGGGAGUUGGAGUCAUUUGGAGUUGUCCGAAGUCGUCCGAAGUCAUUCGGAGUCAUUCGAAAUCGCCCGGAGUCAUCAGGAGUCGUCCGGAACGUUCCAGAGCGAUGCGGAGUUUGAGUCAUUUGGAGUUGUCCGAUGUCGUCCGGAGUUAAUCGGAGUCGUCUGAGGUCAUCUGGAGUCAUCAGAAGCCAUUCGGAGUCGUUCAGAGCCUUCCCGAGUCAUCCGGAGCUGAAGUCAUUCGGAGUUGUCCCAAGUCCGUCGGAGUCGUCCGGAGUCAUCUGAAGUCAUCAGAAGUCAUUUGGAGUGUUGCGGAGCCAUCCGGAGUCAUCCGGAGCUGUCCGAAGUCGUCCGAAGUCGUCCGGAGUCAUUCGGAGUCGUCCAGAGUCAUCCGGAGUUAGCCGGAGUCGUUUGGAGUUGGCCAGAGUCGGAGUUGUCCCGGAGCGGACAUUGCACCGACUGUUUUCUGUCGACUCCAACUCUCGACAACUCAGACCCGGGAUAUCUCCGAAUAGUUCCAGACGACUCCGAACGAUUCCGAACGAUUCCGUAUAGCUCCGGAUGACUCCGAACGACUCCGGAUGACUUCAGACGAAUCUGACUGACUCCAGAAGACAAAGACUCCGGACGACUACAGACGAUUCCAAACGACUGCUACGUUCCGGAUCGGAAUUUCGGUUCGGAGUCGACUCGGGAUGUUUGCCAACGUUACCCAUCACUAAAUUUUUUGCAUGCCCCCCCCCCCC
Anopheles gambiae (African malaria mosquito) is the source of this 17139-nucleotide messenger RNA. RefSeq names its product alpha-2Db adrenergic receptor (gene Octalpha2R). The record is from RefSeq and is a predicted model, not a curated record. Lineage: Eukaryota; Metazoa; Arthropoda; Insecta; Diptera; Culicidae. The coding region runs from base 2295 to 4205 and encodes 636 amino acids. Gene Ontology annotation, biological process: adenylate cyclase-activating adrenergic receptor signaling pathway. Gene Ontology annotation, cellular component: membrane. The transcript has 4 exons. Gene Ontology annotation, molecular function: G protein-coupled amine receptor activity.